Molecule: messenger RNA, 4787 nt
Organism: Pipistrellus kuhlii (Kuhl's pipistrelle)
Lineage: Eukaryota; Metazoa; Chordata; Mammalia; Chiroptera; Vespertilionidae
Gene: USP22
Product: ubiquitin specific peptidase 22
Exons: 14
Coding region: 194-1855 (553 amino acids)
Biological process (GO): protein deubiquitination
Molecular function (GO): zinc ion binding; cysteine-type deubiquitinase activity
Source: RefSeq, a predicted model, not a curated record
CCGCGCGGCCCGGAGCGGGGGACCAGGCGGCGACCUGCGUGGAGGCGCCGUGGCCUCGCGCCCCCUCGCGCCGCCAGUUCGUCUUUGUCCGCGCCCCGCGCCCGUCCCGCCGCCGGCCGGGCCGCCCCGCGCCGCGCUGGCGUCGUCCUCGCCCCCGUCGCCGCCCCCCGCGCGCAGCCGGGCCUUGCCCCCGAUGGUGUCCCGGCCCGAGCCCGAGAGCGAGGCCAUGGACGCGGAGCUGGCGGUGGCGCCGCCGGGCUGCACGCACCUGAGCAGCUUCAAGGUGGACAACUGGAAGCAGAACCUGCGCGCCAUCUACCAGUGCUUCGUGUGGGGCGGCACGGCCGAGGCCCGCCGGCGCAAGGCCAAGUCCUGCGUCUGCCACGUCUGUGGUGUCCAUCUGAGCAGGCUGCACUCCUGCCUCCACUGUGUCUUCUUCGGCUGUUUCACAAAGAAGCACAUUCACGAACACGCGAAGUCCAAACGGCACAACCUGGCCAUAGAACUGAUGUAUGGAGGCAUCUAUUGCUUUUUGUGCCAGGACUACAUCUACGACAAGGACAUGGAAACCAUCGCCAAGGAGGAGCAGCGGAAAGCUUGGAAACUGCAAGGUGUUGGAGAGAAAUUUUCAACAUGGGAACCAAGCAAGCGGGAGCUCGAGCUGCUGAAACACAACCCCAAACGGCGGAAGAUCACCUCCAACUGCACCAUAGGGCUGCGCGGGCUCAUCAACCUGGGCAACACGUGCUUCAUGAACUGCAUCGUGCAGGCGCUCACGCACACGCCGCUGCUGCGCGACUUCUUCCUGUCCGACCGGCACCGCUGCGAGAUGCCCAGCCCCAGCUCCUGCCUGGUGUGCGAGAUGUCCUCCCUUUUCCAGGAGUUCUACUCGGGGCACCGCUCCCCCCACAUCCCGUACAAGCUGCUGCACCUGGUGUGGACGCACGCCCGGCACCUGGCGGGGUACGAGCAGCAGGACGCGCACGAGUUCCUCAUAGCCGCCCUGGAUGUGCUGCACCGGCACUGCAAAGGUGAUGAUAACGGGAAGAAGGCCAGCAACCCCAACCACUGCAACUGCAUCAUAGACCAGAUCUUCACCGGGGGGCUGCAGUCGGACGUCACCUGCCAGGUCUGCCAUGGAGUCUCCACCACCAUAGACCCCUUCUGGGACAUCAGCUUAGAUCUGCCCGGCUCCUCCUCCCCAUUCUGGCCCCUGAGCCCCGGGAGUGAGGGCAGCGUGGUGAACGGGGAAAGCCAUGCGUCAGGAACCACUACGCUGACGGACUGCUUGCGAAGGGAGCCUGAGGAAAGGUGUGACAACAUGCAAAUGGCUUCACUUGGUGCCCAAAGACUCAUACUGGUUUGUCACAUUUUUGCAAGGUUUACCAGACCAGAGCACUUGGGAAGCAGUGCCAAGAUCAAAUGUAGUGGUUGCCAUAGCUACCAGGAGUCCACUAAACAGCUCACCAUGAAGAAGCUGCCGAUUGUAGCCUGUUUUCAUCUCAAACGAUUUGAACACUCAGCCAAACUGCGACGCAAGAUCACCACGUAUGUGUCCUUCCCCCUGGAGCUGGACAUGACCCCCUUCAUGGCCUCCAGCAAAGAGAGCAGGAUGAAUGGACAGUACCAGCAGCCGGCCGACAGCCUCAGUAACGAUAACAAGUACUCCCUGUUCGCGGUCGUUAACCACCAGGGGACCCUGGAGAGUGGCCACUACACCAGCUUCAUCCGGCAGCACAAGGACCAGUGGUUCAAGUGUGACGACGCCAUCAUCACCAAGGCCAGCAUCGAGGACGUGCUGGACAGCGAGGGGUACCUGCUGUUCUACCACAAGCAGUUCCUGGAGUACGAAUAGGCCCACCUCUGCCCGGCGGAGCAAAGGCCGCCAGCGGCCGCCCCCGAACACCCGGCAUCGCGGCACCACCCCGCAGCCCCACGGAACACCCGGCAUCGCUGCACCACCCCGCAGCCCCACGGAACACCCGGCAUCGCGACACCACCCCCCAGCCCCACGGAACACCCGGCAUCACGGCACCACCCCGCAGCCCCAGAACACCCGGCAUCGCGGCACCACCCCCCAGCCCCACGGAACACCCGGCAUCGCGACACCACCCCGCAGCCCCACGGAACACCCGGCAUCGCGACACCACCCCCCAGCCCCACGGAACACCCGGCAUCGCGGCACCAUCCGCAGCCCCAGAACACCCGGCAUCGCUGCACCACCCCGCAGCCCCAGAACACCCGGCAUCGCGGCACCACCCCCCAGCCCCAGAACACCCGGCAUCGCGACACCACCCCCCAGCCCCACGGAACACCCAGCAUCACGGCACCACCCCCAGCCCCACGGAACACCCGGCAUCGCGGCACCACCCCCAGCCCCACGGAACACCCGGCAUCGCGGCACCACCCCCCAGCCCCACGGAACACCCGGCAUCGCGGCACCACCCCCCAGCCCCACGGAACACCCCCAUCGCGGCACCACCCCCCAGCCCCACGGAACACCCCCAUCGCGGCACCACCCCGCAGCGCCCGGGCCUGGGAUCUGCACAGCGGGAGAGCCUGAGAGGAAGGCCUGCUGAGGGGGGUCCCUGCCGCAUCUCCUCCCUCAGUGUGGGGCCGCCCAGGGCGCUGCGCUGUGCAGCUGAGGCCAGGCCAGAGGACCUGGCGGUGUUGGGUGUCCGUGUCGCACAUGCAGGGAGGCGCUUGGCUUCAGCCAGCAGAGCCUGUGGGUGGAGGACACGGACCCCCAGGCUCUGCCUCAGAGCGCAGCCCCGACGCCCAGGGUGCCCGGCCACGCACCCCACCCCUGCUCUUCCGCGCCGCGGACCUCAUAACCAGUGUUCCUGACAGGUGCAUCGGGCUCACACUGAGCUGAGAGUUUCCUUCUCGAGAGGCUUGCUCUUCGCUGUUCGUUGCCCGCGCGCCCCCCCCCCCCCCCCCAGCCUUGGCGUCCUGGAGGCAGCUGGCAGGUGCGCGUCAGGCCAUAGCGUGUCCCCUGGAGUGAACGAUGCCUUUCCCACGGCCCCGCUGUUCUUCCUCCCUCGUGUUUCCCCUCGGCCGCCUGUCCACCUCCCCGGCACUGCCCGGUGAGGGGCGCGCUCGCCUGAGGGCCUGCCUCCGGCCAGGGCGGCUGCCUGCCUUGCGAGCAGAGCCGAGCUCGGCCUGUGCUGUGCUGGUCUGAGCUUUGGUCCCUUUCUGAGACGUGAGCCGCGGGGGACGCGCUGCUUGGGUGCGUUGGCAGCGCACCAGGGCCCCGAGCUGCGCUGCCCUCGGCCAGCAGACUCCUGAGACCGGGCUGACUGUUGGCUCUGCGGCCACAGGUGAGCUCGCCGUGUGCCCACAGAACCGGGUGAACACUGAAGCUGGAAAUCCAUGUGAUGUCCCAUCGGGACGUUCUUUCUCACUUUGAGAACAUGUCACCCUCCUAGCCGACGGGCCGCCCAGAGCAGGCCGCGGGCCAGACCAGGCGCUAGCUGGGGGGUUGGCAGGCGGGACUCCAGGGGCGGGGCGGGUACAUCCCGGCAAAUGCCGGGCUGUGCAAAGCCGCGGGCCGCAGAGCCGCCCUCGUGGCAAAACCCCGAGUGAUGAUGGCUGUUCUUCGUUAUCUCCCACCUCUACCCUCUCCCGGUCCCCUGGCGGCCCCCACACUGUGGUUUGUGCCCAUGGCUUUGUUCCCCCUUUUCCUCACUCACACCCCUUCCCGGGCCCUGCCCCGGGCUGGCAGCCUGCUCUGUCCCCUGGGCUGCACAGUGAGGUGAUGGUGCUGGUUCUCUGGCUGGUGGUUCCCCUCCACAGUGUUCUCCAGGCCCCGUCGUGCUGUCCCGAAGGGUAACGCUUUCUUCCUUUUAACGAUCAAGUAGGAUUCCUUGUGGCUGCCCCACGGCUGGCUGACCCCUCGUCUGCGGUGUCCGCGUCGCGGCUGUUGUGAGAGCGCCCGGUGGCCGCGGGCUCAGUCAGUCGCUGCGUUUAUGGGGCGCAGGCUUUCCAGAGAAGCCAGGGGGGUGCCUGCCGGGGAAGGUGCUGGCAGUGGCGUCCUCGGUGAUGAGCACAGCUGGGCAGCGAGCUGACGGCUUGUACCUGGGUCUCCCUGCGUCUGCUGCUGGGCCUCCGUGCGGGUGGCGGGCGUAAAGCCGGGGGAGUUUCCGGGAGAUUAUCUGACCUGGCCGGCCUGUGCCCGCCGCCCGCUGCCGCCGCUGGUGCAGCUCAGCAACCUGAGGACAGGACGGGGGGGGGGGGGGGGGGGGGGGGGGGGCAGUGGGCCACACGUGUCUGUGGACAUUGAAGUGUGUGUCUCCACGUUGGUCCUCUCCCCUCCGGCCUCCCACGGGGCUGUGGUGGCGGUGAAAGCUUACAUGGAAUGGCCUUUGUAAAGAAGCUCCCGGUCCAGCUAUUAAAUUCAGGAAAGUGGUUUUGUUUCCUCCCCACCACCAGUGUGUGGGCUCCUGUCGUCACCCAGCGUGUCUGAGCAGCGCCCGCCCCGUCCUGUCCCUCUUGGGGUGCAGAUGGCUCCGCGCGGGGGAGGUGCUGGCCCUCCUGCCGGGGCCGGCCGGCCUGUGCGCUUCGUUGUGUAAAACUGCCGGUGGGGUUUGUGCAUGUUUGUGUUAGCUUGUUUUUAAUAACUGAAGUGGCUGGGCCUGUGGGAACCAGAACAGGCGUGGAAAGGAAGAGUCCGGUGGCGGUGCCGUGGUUUGUACCAGAUGUCUGCGCCUCUUCCUCUGCGGGUGGGGCGUGUGCCUUCCCUCCCUCCAGCUUGUAGUCGUCUGUGUCACAAUAAAGCAGUUUUACUC